AUGUCAGAGGACUACAACCGCAAUAAUCCAUCCCCAGAUCUGGUGCAACAGAUGGUUUUGAUAGAUAUUAGAAACAUGUUGCAGUCUAUGGGGAAGGACAUAAGGUCAUUUCCUCUUCCAGAUAUUGAUCACUCAUAUGACGAUGCUAGCCAUAUUCCUCGUGAGAUAUUUGAGGAAGCUAGCGUCGAGCAAAAUCCCAAAGAUGUGCUAUUAUGCGACUCACUCAACGUCGAGCAAAGGUCUGCCUAUGAUGAGAUAAUGGCUGCUGUCUAUAGCAAACAAGGCGGACUGUUCUUUGUGGAUGGACCUGGUGGGACAGGGAAGACAUUUUUGUAUAGGGCACUUAUCGCAAAACUACGUAGCCAGGACAAGCUUGUUGUGGCUACAGCUACAUCUGGAGUCGCAGCUGCCUUAAUGCUAGGUGGGAGGACGGCCCACUCGCAUUUCAAGAUACCCCUCACUCUACAAGAGGGUGGUUGUUGUACCUUCACUAAACAGAGUGGUACUGCCAAGUUGCUACAACAAGCAGCUCUCAUAAUUUGGGAUGAGGCAUCUAUGACAAAGAGGCAAAAUGUGGAAGCACUAGACAAUAGCCUACGAGAUAUAAUGGGACGGUCACACAUACCUUUUGGUGGGAAGACUGUUGUCCUUGGUGGUGAUUUUAGACAGGUCCUCCCAGUUGUGCGAAAAGGAUCCAGGGCUCAAAUAGUCGGUGCUUCUCUACGAAGAUCGUAUCUUUGGGAAUCCAUACGCCACCUAAAGCUUGUCCGCAACAUGAGGGCUCAGAGUGAUCCGUGGUUUGCAGAUUAUCUAUUGCGCAUUGGUGGUGGAACGGAAGAGGUGAAUGGAGAUGGCAAUGUACAUAUUCCAGACGAGAUCUGUGUUCCGUACUCUGGCGAUGCAGAGAAAGAUCUUCAUACAUUGAUUGACAUCAUCUUCCUAGAUCUGAAUGCAAACAUGGCGGACAAAGACUACAUCACUACCAGAGCAAUUUUAUCUACACGUAACGAUUGGGUGGACAUGAUCAAUAUGAAAAUGAUUGAUAUGUUCCAGGGAGGUGAGACGGUGUAUCACAGUUUUGACUCCGCGGUAGAUGAUCCACAUAACUACUAUCCAUCAGAGUUCCUUAAUAGUCUGACCCCUAACGGGCUACCGCCACACGUCUUGAAGCUGAAGCUCGGGUGUCCUGUCAUAUUGCUUAGGAAUAUUGACCCUGCUAAUGGGCUAUGCAAUGGUACAAGGCUGGUGGUGCGAGGGUUCCGAAGAAAUACAAUUGAUGCAGAAAUUGUUGUGGGGCAGCAUGCUGGAAAGCGGGUAUUCCUUCCUCGAAUACCGCUCUGCCCGUCUGAUGACGAGAUGUUCCCGUUUCAGUUUAAGAGGAAGCAGUUUCCUAUUAGGUUGAGCUUUGCCAUGACAGUCAAUAAGUCACAAGGCCAAACUAUCCCAAACGUGGGUGUGUACCUACCCGCACCGGUGUUCUCUCAUGGACAGUUGUACGUUGCAAUGUCUAGAGCCACAUCAAGAACGAAUAUUAAGAUCCUUGCCCUUCCACCUGAUGGGGAUGCACAAGAGGAGAAGGCCAAAAAGAUGGAUAAGAAAAAUGCUAAAAGGAAUGCCGAGGGAAAAAAAACCUAA
Molecule: messenger RNA, 1635 nt
Organism: Sorghum bicolor (sorghum)
Lineage: Eukaryota; Viridiplantae; Streptophyta; Magnoliopsida; Poales; Poaceae
Product: ATP-dependent DNA helicase pif1
Exons: 1
Coding region: 1-1635 (544 amino acids)
Biological process (GO): telomere maintenance; DNA repair
Molecular function (GO): DNA helicase activity
Source: RefSeq, a predicted model, not a curated record